UGUGUGUGUAUGUGUGUGUGUGUGUGUGUGUGUGUGUGUGUGUGUGUGUGUGUGUUUCCGUGCACAGUGCAGGCAGAGCGGAGGCAUGACGGAUCCUGCAGGUCGUGCACAACUUGUGGAGCAGCUCGGCGGCGGUGGAGACGUCAGCGGGGUUUGGUGUUGAAGCGGCGGCGGCGCGACACUGCAGAGGCUCCUGCAUGUGACAUGUGGAUGACAGCAGGCUGCACGGAGCCACAGUGAGAGAGCGUGCACGGACACGUCAGAUCGGGGAGGGCAAAGCCUGCUUAAGAUGCAGUGAAUGUGACAGCCAGCCGAGAGUCCAGACUACAGCAGCGCGUGGACGGGAGAGGUGAGCGUGCUGGUGGGGGCACAACGAUGCCAGCGGAUCCAGCUCACCCGCAGACGUGACGCCGACACAGCCGCGACACAGAGACGCACACCGGAGACGCUCAGCUGGUUUCCAAAUACGCGCGGGGGAGUCGGAGGGGGAACAGAGCGGACUGAGGUGCGGGAAGCGUCGCCCUUGUCUGGGGGGGAAAGAUGACAGUGGUGCCCGGAGAGAACCUGGAUGAGACUGUGGCACUGGCCGCGCUGUCAGCCCAGGAUGUGUACGACCCGGAGCGAGUGGAGAACCAGGAGUGCUGCGAGCGGGUCGUCAUCAACAUCUCCGGGCUGCGCUUCGAGACGCAGCUGAAGACGCUCGCCCAGUUCCCCUCCACGCUGCUGGGGGACCCGCGCAAGAGGAUGCGCUUCUUCGACCCGCUGAGGAACGAGUACUUCUUCGACAGGAACAGACCCAGCUUCGAUGCCAUCCUCUACUACUACCAGUCCGGGGGGCGGCUCCGGAGACCCGUCAACGUGCCGGUGGACAUUUUCAUGGAGGAGAUUAAAUUUUACGAACUGGGGGAGGAGGUGAUCGAGAAUUUCAAGGAGGACGAGGGGUUCAUUAAGGAGGAGGAGCGGCCGCUGCCGGAGAACGAGUUCCAGCGGCAGGUCUGGCUCCUGUUCGAGUACCCGGAGAGCUCCGGACCCGCCAGGGGGAUCGCCAUCGUGUCCGUGCUGGUGAUCCUCAUCUCCAUCGUGAUUUUCUGCCUGGAGACUUUACCUGAGUUCAGAGAGGAGGGCAGGACGUUUGACGAGCAGCAGCCGGGGAACGGAACCGCGCGCGCAAAGAAGCCAAACCCGUUCACGGACCCGUUCUUCAUCGUGGAGACGCUCUGCAUCAUCUGGUUCUCCUUCGAGCUGCUCGUCAGGUUCCUCGCCUGCCCGAGCAAACCCGCGUUCUUCAAGAACAUCAUGAACACCAUCGACAUCGUGGCCAUCAUGCCCUACUUCAUCACGCUGGGUCUGGAGCUGGCGGAGCACCAGGGGAACGGACAGCAGGCCAUGUCUCUGGCCAUACUCAGGGUCAUCCGCCUGGUCCGGGUCUUCCGGAUCUUCAAGCUCUCCAGGCACUCCAAGGGGCUGCAGAUCCUCGGGAAGACCCUGCAGGCCAGCAUGAGGGAGCUGGGACUGCUCAUCUUCUUCCUCUUCAUCGGAGUCAUCCUCUUCUCCAGCGCCGUGUACUUCGCGGAGACGGACGACCCGGAGUCGGGCUUCAGCAGCAUCCCGGACGCCUUCUGGUGGGCCGUGGUGUCGAUGACCACGGUGGGCUACGGCGACAUGUGUCCGGUCACCAUCGGGGGGAAGAUCGUGGGCUCCCUGUGCGCCAUCGCCGGCGUGUUGACCAUCGCGCUGCCGGUUCCGGUCAUCGUGUCCAACUUCAACUACUUCUACCACCGGGAGACGGAGCACGAGGAGCAGUUCCAGUACACGCACGUGACCUGCGGCCAGCAGCAGUUCGGAGAGUUCAAGAAGAGCGACAGCAGACCGUCUCUGUCCAAGUCCGACUACCUGGACAGCGAGGACGCGGACUCCAUCAAGUACACCAACUGCAGCCCGCACAAAGCCUACACCGGGAAGCUCAGUGACGUCUGACCCGGAGACCAGCGACGCACCGGGGGCGCGCGGAGCGAAGCUCCCGCCACACCUGGAUUAUAAGAAUCACUUUAUCUUCCAUUACGCGCCAGAGCCGGAGGAGCUCCAUGUAGCAGCUGCAGCUGUAGCACUUUAUCACGAGUACAGUAACGAUCAUAGUGUAGGUGGUGUUUGUUUGUUUGUUGUUGUUGUUGUUUGUGAUUCUCAGUAAUUUAUUGUCACAAGAUGCAGGUUUAAAGUUUACAUCCGCUCCUCACACACACACACACACACACACACACACACACACACACACACACACACACACACACACACAGGACCAAUGGCAUCUAACUUUACACAGUGAUGCAGGAGGCACGUGGCUGCUCUUAUUAUGAUCCACACACACACACACACACACACACACACACACACACACACACACACACAGCUCUGUGGAUCAGCUGAUGGAAUCAAUCAUCCUCUAAUUAAAAACUCUUGGAGUCCAGAUUUGAUUUUCACUUCCGGUCCGGACCGAAGGCCACGUGCACCCUGUUGUUAAACACCAGGAGGUUAAACUGUCGUUAUGAAAUCAGCUGUUUCCACCGGACCGACAGCGGCACCGCGCGGCCGACCCGCGGCCCUGCAGCUCCUGCAGCGGAGGCAGUUUCUAUAGCAACCUUCCAGACUUUUCCUUUUGUCUGCCACCGGGAUGAGAGGAUGCUGAGGCCACCUCUCCACCAUGUUGUGCGGUGGGAAGCCUCCAUUUCAGCAGCCGAGCCCGUUUCAGUUGAUCGGAGGAGCAGAACCACACGAGCCGGACCUGCAGCCGGGUCGCUCGGUCACCUGCUCACUCAGAUCACAGAGGAAAACCUGAGGGUGUGAAACUGUCGUUCAUCCGGAAGAAAAACACAAAGCGGCAAAAGAAACAUUCACAUUGGAUAGUUUGUACAAAACAACAAGAAUAUUCUGGAUGUUUAGAGCUCGACUGAUGGUUCUGACCCAGAUCUCAGCUGGAUCUCAUUCAUUUAAAUGUUCUGAUGAUCGAAUCAUGGUCACAUUCUUUGUGAGUCACAUUUCAGUUGUUCCAAACUUCUUCUUCUGAAUCAUCAGCUGUAAAAUAUCACUGAUAGAAAUAUUUAUAUUGGCAAUAAUCAAUAUACUGACCAAAUGUUGUGAGGCAGAAUUAUGAAUUAAUCAUGAAAUGUCACUGAAACUGUAAAAAAAAAAAGAAAAAAAAAAGAAGAAAAAAAUCAAAAAUGUAAAUCAAUCAAUCAAUCAAUCAAUCAAUCAAUCAAUCAAUCAAUCAAUCAAUGUUUCCGAUCAGGAUGUUUGAUCCUCCAGCUACGGCAGCAGAAAAGCGCCAAAAUCUAAAUCUUUAAAAAAUUAAAUUCUGAUCAAACGUCACAGUUUUAUUCUGAAUUCAGUCUCUUAAAUGUUGAAAUAUCAAACGUUUAAAAAUCAUCUGAAUCACACGAUCAAUAAAGCAGAUUAAUGAUCUGAAGUCACAACUCAGAUUUAAUCGUCUACUUUACCCGGCAACUAUGAUGUCAUCACUGUCCAGACGUUUGUUUUUAAAGUCUCGUUUUAAAGUUUACAGCGUUGAUUCUGCAGAUGAUACUGAAGUAACGUUGUAGUUUAUAUAUCCGUAUGAAUUAUAUUACAGUGACGCCUCUCAGACUUAUCGAGGAUGAUCAAUACAUGUGAUCAUGAGAUGUGACUGAGACGAGAGGGAACUUUAAAUCUUAUAUUUCAAACCAAAAUGGAGGAAAAAAUCCACCACAGACUUUAACUAUCGAAGAAUCAAAAAAAGUGAAAUUGACCUUUUUUCUUCUGAUAAUCGCUGGAGGCUGAGAGGAAUUUAUUGAUCAGGUGAAGUUCUGUGAGUCACAUGAUCCAAAAAAGAAAAUUAAAAAUAUCAGAACCACAAGAACUCAAAUCAUUUCAACGUGAGAUUUAAUCGUAAAAAUAUAUUUUGGCACAUUUCUGCUUCCGUACCGAUCAGUCGAGCUCUAAUGAGACGAUGACUUCAACAUGAGACAACAGCAGAUUAAUCUGGACCAAUCGAUCGAUCGAUCGAUCGAUCGAUCGGUCCUUGUCAGAUGGGGAGCUCUGUGACGCCACCUGCUGACCUGAAGCUCCUCCCUCAUCUGGACUCAUCUGGACUGAAGAAACGUGGAUUUCUAACAAACUGAGGGAAUAAAACCGGACGUUGGUUACCUGAAGGUCACCUGAAGGUCACCUGAAGGUCACCCGAAGGUCACCUGAAGGUCACCUGUUGGAUUAUUAUCUCGGACCUGACGGAGCUGAACUGCUGAGUCAUCGACCCAGAAGGACGACCGACAGCCGGACACACAGGGUCGAGCUCCUCCACCUCGCUUCCUCCUCGCUGCACCUCGUCAAACCAAAAGAGUACGACGUCCCUGCUUCCCCCGCUCCUCCUCCUCCUCCUCCUCCUCCUCCUCCUCCUCCUCCUCAUCCUCCUCCUCCUCUUCUUCCUCCUCCGAUGAAGGUGAAACAAACUCUGGACACUCAUAGGAAACACGGAGCUAUGAGACGCCUUUCCAUUACACGAGGACAUCCUGACUGAUUGUGUUGCAGCGGGACUCUGAGGUACGACAAACGCUACUUGAAUGAUCCUCUUCGUGUGUCGUGAGUCCAGCCUGUAGCCGCCGGUGGAUGUUUGUUGGGGAGCUGCAGAGAAACAGAACCUGAACGUCCCGUCUGUACGUUGCAUAUCAUAUUCAAACCAAAACAUAUUAUUGCAUGCCUGGAACGUAGAGCAUGUGAACAGAAGACGGCUCGACCCGGCACGCUGAUCUGCACCGAGGGAACAACAUCGCUCAUCGAUAUCACGUUAAUUACAACGAUUCUGUUCGACUGGUGGAAUAAGUUGCUAAAUCUAUAUUUUUUAAAGUAUCAUACUGUAUAUGUUUUGUAUGGAGAGGGAUCGGUGAAUUAUUUUGUAGAUUUUUAACAUUUUUGCUAAUGUGUUGUAAUUAUUUGUUUUCCUUUUGUUUUUUGUUUUUUUCAUUUUUUCAUUUUUUUGCCUUUGUAAAAACAAAGCAGCUCCGGCGUGCAGCUGGAGGAAACAUGUCCGCCUGCCGAGAAACACUUUACAGAAGAGAACGAAACUCCUGAGAAACGAACGAGUGCAAACAGCAGCAGAGAGUCGGCUGGAAGUCAUUCAUCGCUGACGUGUGACAUCUGAGUUUUCUUCGAAUGAUUUUGAAUGUUUCUGAUUGUGUUUUGGGUUUUUUGAUCACAAUGCUGUAUAUCUGUUAUAUUGAGAACAUCUACCUCAGUGUCCGCUCAUUGACGACAGAAGCUUUAACACCUGAAUGACGCCGGUGAGGCUCCAUCAUCUGAACGCUGUCAUCAGACCUGGGUUGAGUUUUUUUAAUGCCUCUCUAAUUAUCUGGUGCGAUUACAGAAACCCAAACGCUCUAUAAACUGCCAUUUAAUAACUCGGAGAAGUCAGAAAAUAAAGCAAAACAUCCGAGGAGAAAUGUAAAGCGUGUUAACGAGGGAGGAAUAUAUAUAUGAAGCCAAUAUCGGCCUUUUCAUUAAAUAUCAGAUGUCAUCCAGCCGGACGGCAGCGGAGCAGCUCAGAGCCUGACAUCACCACUUUCUUUGCACAUUUUAAUUUAUUUGUGAAAUUGUUCAGACGUUUGUGUGACUGUGUUUGAUUAAAUGUUGAUUUAAGGGCAAUAAUGUUGUGCAGAAGGUUCCUGCUAGAGAAGAAAUGCAGCUGGUCUUAAAAACUGUUCAACCUGAAAUGUUUGUUAGUUUGAAGUUUUAAUGGAAAAAUAUUUUUUAUGUUUUUUACGAGGUUUUUCAUACAAAAUAAUAAUCUGGUCCCUGAAAAUGUCAGGUGCAAAAAUGUGUUGAAGUUAUUGGAAGAAUCUGUAAAUCUGAGACCUCAGAUGAGAAGAUGGAGAUCAGUUAAUCCUCCGUGCAGGUUUAGAUGUGUUGAGCCUAGCUUAGCACAAAGACUGAGCGCAGAGGGAAACUGCUAGCCUAAAAUACAGGUAUCAUUGAUUAAAAGCUGCCUGCUGGACGUGGUUUUAGGAGCCGUUAGUGGCGGAGCUACGUGCUAAGUGUCAUGAGAGUUUGGGUCGGGACGUUUCUCGUCUAGCUCAGAACAAAAACCAGAAGGAGGAGAACCCAGAGAGGUGAAGUCUGUAGUCCGAAACCCAGAAAUCAGUUAGCAUGUUAGCAUUUUAGCACACCUGCUACCCCUUGUCUCAAAGUCUGCGAGUUUGUUGAAUGUGUUACUCGAUUACUCAGCACGUCGUAUGAUAAUUAACACAAAUGCUUCACGGGAAAAUGAUGAAGUUAUGACGCUUCAUAUCCAAAAGGUCAAAGGUCGGCUUCACUGUGACAUCAUGAUAUUCAGCUCAGGAACAUGUCCGGUGUGUGCAGCAGUCUUUUCCUUUUGUUUUCCUGGUGGCAGAGCUAAGCUAGCAGCUUUCCCGCGGAUGCUAAACUCAUCCUCCUCUCAUCCGACACCCGUGGAGAUCGCAGAAACAUAUUUUAUAAUCACAAAACGUGACUGCGUCUGUGAGCACUCGUCCGCUAGCAUCGACUCUGCAGCUCCGUCUCAUCGUGAUUCUGCUCGGCUCGGACAUAAAAACAGCCGAGGGUGAUUUCUGUGUGACAGAGGCGCUGAUGAGCUGUGACUCCACAUUAGCUGUGGUGAUUAAUGUGUUCUGUAUUCUGCAUGUGCAACAAUAAUGACAUAAUAUUUCCCCAGUGAGUGCAGCGCCGUCCUCCAUCACCAAACCUGUGACUUACAGUCAGCCUGCUCAGAUUUAGCUGUUGUUGCGUCUCCGACAUCUUCACGCUUCACCGUCAUCAGAGUUCGCUUCAGUCUCGUCACCAAACUGUUUCAUUUCAUGCAAAAAUCAGAGCGAGCAAUAGAGUGAGUGAUUAAUGAGCUCUGGGAAAAUCAGUGUGGAAGAAAAAAUGCAAUUUGAUUUCUUUUCAUUUCUGUUUUUUCUUUUUUUAUUUCCAGUUAUUGUUGCCAUUGUUCAUUUUGACAAUCUUCAAUUGUGAUCUAUUUUUGAUAAAAUAAAUCUUUAAUCAUGUUCCGUUUGGAUCACCAUGUGUCUCACAUGAACACACAUGCAGAUGUGUCAUUUCUGUUUUCUUGUUGGGUUUUUUUCCACGAGAGGCCGACGAUUCGAACGUGUGCUGGUGCUUUGUGUAGCUGGGAUUAAAAACACCAUCACGUCUCUGUUACCUUCAUCACUGUGAGUCCUCUGUGGAUCGGCCUGUUGGGAGGAAGGGGCAGAUCUUUAAAGUCCAACUCAAGUUAAACUGUUUUUCACUUUGCCGUUCACACCAGCUCCUGCACUCGUUCCCUCCUCCUGGUGUAACGCCGUCGCUCCUUGUGGUGGAACGUCGCCACUGUUGAUUCGUAAGAUGUAAAACCGGCAGGUUGUUGUUCCAGCCAGUGGUGACAAAAAGGAGCAUUUCUUAUAUUCCCAAAGACUUAUUUUCCUUUCCUAACGACACCUUUUAAUGACACUUUGACAUCUUGGACUGAAAGAUGGAUCCCUAAAUGCAGUUCCAGUAGGAAAGUUCAGUUUAUGAACAGGCAGCAGACUCCCUCCAUCUGCACAUCUCCUGCUCAUAUUGUGAUGAAACAUUUCUCUCAUCACCUUCUUCCAUUUCCAUAAUAUAGACUUUGUAGGUGUUUGUCCUGUCAUCACCUUCGACUACAGUUUGUAACCAUAACAACAAAGUCCCCCAGAGAUGUGACAUCAUCAGUAGGAGCCAAUCGAAGGAAAGAUAACUAAGUCAGAUAGAAAGACUGAUGUAUGCUGAAGGUAACAGGCAGCAUCGUCUGAAGAAAAGACGGAAAACACAUGAUGCUUAUUAGAAUAUCGUCAUGAAAAAAUAUGAAAGUAGGUUAAAGAAAUGUUCUGCAGCCAGAAACAGUUUGGGGUAAAAUACUUAAUACUUAAUAUAAACUGCAAAUCCACAUUAAAAUAAAGAAUUAGUAACCAGAGAAGUAAAAUACAAACAGAAAUAAAGGGUGAGGUCACCAGAAGUACAAACGACAGGUCUUUAAAAAAAAACAAACAAACUGUUCUUUAACAUGCAAAUCAUAACAACAUUAAUAUCUGCAGGGUUCGGAAAAGAAAUGACAGAAAAAAAACAAAAACAUGCAGUAACCGUUAUUAACAGUUAUUCAUCAAUAAGCAAUAAUGCAUGAAGAGUACAAUAUCAUCAGUGUAGAUGAGUUGUCUGGUUGUUCAUGUCUGUGCAUAAAGAGUUAAUAGUGCCUUAAUCAUAACCUGAUUUAAGUUAUAAUGCGGUCAGAUGCAUCUGAAGUACCAUAGAAGAAGAAAGUGUGUAUCUAUAUUAGCACUGUAGGGAUGCAAUCGACUGGUUGUGUGUAGAAAUAAUGUAUUGUAAAUUAAUGUAUUGAAUGUAAAGUAAGUAGUCUUCCUGGUUGGUGUUGUGAGAGGAAAAUAAUAUGAAAGUAAAAAUAAAUCUCUUUCUAUGGAAGCUCAAAGUGGACGAGACUACAUGUUUUAUUUAGGCUGUUUGUCUUGUACAAGAAUUAUUUUGUUUUCCCGUGUGAGUUACCAUUGUUUUCCCGGCCACACGAGAGUUAAUUUAAAUAAUAAAAUACAUAAUCUAUAAUCUCUUUCAAUACGUCAAUACGUUCUGAUAAGUGAGGGGUUUUCUUGUUAUUUUGGACGACAAAAACAAAAUGUGGUGUUCUGAAAAAACAUCUAUAAUAUUCACAUUCGUGUCCACUUUCAGUUUCCCUCAAUGAAUUUUGUGUCCCAGAUUAAAAACAUUCCUUUUCUGUCUUCUCUGGCAGCUCGUGAGCGUAAAACUGUCGUCUGAGAUAUUUUAGAAUGGUUUCAGUUCGGGUGUGAAAUAGUGAACAUUGAUGUUAUUGAGACUAAGUGAAAAGUUAAUCGAGAUGAAAGUGAAACAAACGUUUUUUCUUCAUCUACACUGAAAUCAGGUCAUAUGAAAGUGAAAUUUACUGUAAACUCUUUUAAAAGUAGUAGGAAAUUUACUUUUUCCUAAAUUACGACAAACUUUUCCUUUUGAAGCCAUUGAAAUCACAAAUAUCCAGCAACUUGUAAUGUUAUAUUUUGUGUUUAACAAACCGACUGAUGUUUAAAAGGUGCAAUAUGUAAGAAUUUUAGCUCAAAACUUUCAAAAGUUACCAAAAACUAUCGACUGAAUGUGACGAAUCGAAGACGUCUAAGUUUUGUGUUGCAGUUAGCUAAAGAGGUUAGCAUGCUAACCAGCAAGCCGCAGCCUUAUAAUACCACUCUGAGCUCUCAGUCUGGACCGCUAGCUGCACAGCUAACUGAGCUAACUAAUAACAGGUAAAUGCAAUUAGCAGUUUGAAAUGCGGCACCCUAUUUGUGUUCAGUAGGACUUCAACAAGUAGCCAAUUCUUACAUACUGCAUCUUUAACUGAAAAUGUGUUUUUUAAAAUCUCAACACACUUUGUCAGAACAACGUUUCUUCAUAACGCUGGUCUGAAAAAGAGCUGAUGCUGUUUCAUGAGAUGAAAACAAAUGUAAAACUUUGUGAUGUGAUCAAGAUCGUGAUUGUAAAUUCAGACUUCAUAGAAAAUAUAUAGAAAAAAAAAACAAUUUCAAUUGAGCUUAUCUGGUGCAUCAUUCAUGAGAAAUUACCAGCCGACCGAAUAUUGUCCAUAAAAACUGAAGCAUUGUUUGAAUUAUCUGAAGUGUUUGUGUUAACUUACAUUGAUUGUCAAUCAAAGCAUGUUAAUGAUAUUGAUAGAUUCUCAUCAGAAGAGAUCAGAAAUGGUGUCUUCAAAUUAGAAAUGUGGUUUGAUUUUCACACGUACGUCAGGUUAAAUCCAACAUCUGUUUUAUUUUUUAUGCAAUGCUGUAAAAAAAUUAGAGGAGUGAAACAAGACUGAGAGAGAGAGAGAGACUGCAUAACAUAGUAAAAAAUAACUGUAACUGUCAUAGAUACUUACCGGCAUGAGUGUAACAACUGCAGUUUGUCUCCGUGUACCUGAGCUCGGUCCUGUGUUCAUCCACUCACCUGUGUGUUUGUGUUUCCUGCUAACAGCUGAAACUACAGUGACAAAACUCUGUCUGCAGAACCUCAACGUGUGUCUUCAGUGUUUGAAAUCUCAAUUGUGUUUCGCUGUAUGACGACAGGUAUAAAGUUACAUAGCAGAAAAAAAGAGAACAAGUCCCUCAUGAUGUAAUAAUAUAUGUCAGGCUUGGGAUCGUUCAUAUUCCUGUAUAUGCACAACAGAGUCAUUCUGAAUAAUAGUUGUGACUACGUUUAAUGUGGCCUUUUCUUUCUCUUUAAUGUACUGCAAUGUUGUAAAUGAUUUGUAUAAUAUAAUAUAAUGUAUAUUAAAGUUAACAAGGCUUUAUGUUUCUACCACCUAUGUUUAAUAAAUAAAUGAA
Messenger RNA from Acanthopagrus latus (yellowfin seabream), 10391 nucleotides. RefSeq names its product shaker-related potassium channel tsha2-like. Gene Ontology annotation, biological process: protein homooligomerization; potassium ion transmembrane transport. The transcript has 3 exons. NCBI's taxonomy places the organism in Eukaryota, Metazoa, Chordata, Actinopteri, Spariformes, Sparidae. Gene Ontology annotation, cellular component: membrane; voltage-gated potassium channel complex. Gene Ontology annotation, molecular function: delayed rectifier potassium channel activity; protein binding. The record is from RefSeq and is a predicted model, not a curated record. Bases 541 to 1977 code for a protein of 478 amino acids.